AUGGGAACUAUAUACGUUGACACUACCCUUGGGUUAGACAAUGAAACUGCUUCAGGCUCAGAAACUAAACCAUAUAAAUCUUUGGCCUAUGCUUACAUUAGGGAGGGUGGAAUUGAAGGCAAAACUUGUCUUGUUCGCGCUUCUAAUCCAGCUACAGUGAUUGAUGAUCCUAAAAUCGAUGACGGACAUAUUUGGAAGGAGCCUGCUAAGAGCGCCAUCAAAAAAGCACAAAGCGCUCUAGACGCUCACAAGAAAAAACUUUUAAAACAACAACAGGUCGCCACACAGGAAGCUGAAAGAGAAACUACGCGAUUAAAAAACCUUGAAGAUGCGAGAAAAGUGGUCAUCGAAGAAGACUCGUCGUUGCCGGAAGCUAUAAAAAUCACAAUCCGCGACAAAAGUCUGGUGUUAGGCGAGGGUGAUACCAGAGGAGCCCGAGUCAAGGUAUCUGGGCGCAUCCAUAGAUUACGAGAACAGAAACAAGCAACCUUUCUCACGUUGAUAGAUGGAUAUGGUCACUUACAAUGCGUUCUGGCCGGCACUUUGACAAAAACUUAUGAUGCCCUUACUUUUGCCCAAGGUACAUCGCUGAUUGUCUAUGGAGAGAUGCGUAAAGUUCCACUCGGCCAGACAGCACCAGACGGCAGAGAAUUACAUGUCGACUAUUAUGAGGUCAUAGGAAGAAGCCCUUCUGAUGCAGAAGCCAUCACAAACAAAGUUUCUGCUCAGCAAGAUCAAUGGGAAUCAUCAAUGUUGGAUAACAGACAUCUAGUAAUUCGUGGAGAUACAGCAUCAUCAGUUCUCAAAGUUCGUUCAGCCGUAGAGUGGGCCUUUGCGAAAGCAUACAGGGAACUUUUUUUUACCAAGAUAUCCCCCCCGGCAUUUGUCCAAACCCAAGUGGAAGGAGGCUCAUCACUUUUUGAGCUUGAUUACUAUGGUGAAAAAUCUUACCUGACACAAUCUUCACAACUCUAUCUUGAGACUGCCCUCCCAAGCUUGGGAAAUGUUUACUGUAUUGAGAAGUCUUUCCGGGCCGAAAAGUCUCUAACUCGCAGACAUUUAUCAGAAUAUACUCAUGUCGAGGCUGAAUUAGACUUUAUUGAAUUUCAAGACUUAUUAGAUCAUAUUGAAUAUCUAAUUAGCACAGUUAUAAGUACAGUUUUGGAAGAUCCUGAAAUUUCCAGAAUAAUCAAACAACUUAACCCUGGCUUUGUAGUACCUAACAGACCAUUCAAAAGAAUGCGGUAUGAUGAAGCUAUUGAAUGGCUAAAUGCACAAGACCCCCCAAUUCUUAAUGAAGAAGGGAAUCCUCAUAUCUUUGGGGACGAUAUUGCUGAGGCUGCUGAGAGAAGAAUGACAGAUAUUAUCAACUUACCAAUAUUAUUGACUCAUUUUCCAACUGAAAUAAAAGCUUUUUACAUGAAAAAAGAUGAAUCUGAUCCUCGUGUCACCGAAAGUGUAGAUGUUCUUAUGCCGGGUGUUGGGGAAAUUAUUGGAGGCUCCAUGAGAAUGGAAGGCUACGAAGAAUUAAUGGAAGCAUACAAGCGAGAAGGUAUCUCACCGAAGGAAUAUUAUUGGUAUACCGAACAGCGAAAAUACGGCACCUCUCCACACGGCGGAUACGGCUUAGGACUUGAGCGAUUUGUUGCUUGGAUCUGUAAGCAACAUUCUGUACGUACUUGUUGCCUGUAUCCAAGAUUUAUGGGUCGCUGCAAGCCAUGA
Blumeria graminis f. sp. triticale is the source of this 1722-nucleotide messenger RNA. The record is from the annotation of a GenBank genome assembly. NCBI's taxonomy places the organism in Eukaryota, Fungi, Ascomycota, Leotiomycetes, Helotiales, Erysiphaceae.